This is a messenger RNA of Xiphophorus couchianus (Monterrey platyfish), 1953 nucleotides long. RefSeq lists its product as uncharacterized. The transcript has 3 exons. The record is from RefSeq and is a predicted model, not a curated record. NCBI's taxonomy places the organism in Eukaryota, Metazoa, Chordata, Actinopteri, Cyprinodontiformes, Poeciliidae. The coding region runs from base 464 to 1144 and encodes 226 amino acids.
UUUCCCUCAAAUAUUUCUCAUUAAUCUAAAAAUUCAUGAGCUUUUUGGCAGAAACUUACCUCUCCUUUCUAUGUAUCUUCGAUCCUCCACCACAUAUUUUAGGUAAAAUUAUCGGAGCGUCUUCCGGAAUCUCCUCGGAGUUUUUCUCCAUCUGGGAUCAUUUCUGACUCGGCAGCAUCUCGUCCUGUUUUCAUCUCCGUGUUUUCUUUUCUCUUCUGCAGUCUGGUUGCCUUCCUCUUUUCUGCUUUCUCAUCUGUUACGGUUUCACUUUUGGAGAUGAAACUGUCGGUGAGUGUCUGUGCGUAAAAGCGGCGCGCUCUCCGCUGCAUGACGCGCAGUCAGAGAAAGUAGGAAAACGACUCGGUGUCCGUCUUCUGCUCAGACCUGUUGGGUCACCAGAAACACGCCGGACUCCUCCGCCCGUUCGCGCAGUUGGGUUUUGUGGAUUUCCUCAGCGACCCUCAUGGAGGAUAACAUGUAUUUGUGCAACGCCAGUGCCAUAAAGGACUGGAGCUAUUUCCUGUCUAAGAUUUUGCCUCUGGUGAAUAAAACCACCGGCUUGGUGAACAUGGACAAACCGGAGGCGGUGACCGCCGCGGUGGUGACGUCUCUGCAGCCGGACGGGGCAGUAAGCAACCUGCCGCCAAACUCCGACCAGACCUCCGGGAUGGAGCACAUCUUCCAGUACUCCUACUCGGAGAACGACCUGCUGCUGACGGACUACCGGACGCCGGCCCGGGACUCCAUCCCGCUGCCCAAGGCGGUGCUCUACCUGGUGAUGGCCGCGCUGGUGGUGGUGGCGGUGGCGUACGCGAUAGUCGGACAUCUGGUCAAGGAUGUAGUGAACGACUUUGUUGGUGGAGGCCGGUCGAUUGUUGCUGAAGGCGACGGCGGCGAAGCCAGUGAGCCAGAUUGGGUGUUUGACCCGCCUCGAUCCUCUAACCGCAAAGAGAUGGAGAUCAGCUGCAUCACCAGAAACAUGCAUGAGAUGAGCGACCUGUCCGAGGGGCCGCGGCUGCUGGAGAUGGGUUACGUAUCGCUGAACCACACCAGCUGCCUGAACCUCAGCCGGCCGGAGGAAACCGUCUUCACUGUGGACGAAACCCUCCAGCGCCAUCUUCCCGACUCUCAGUCCGGGACUUAAACUUGUCUUCCUGUUGUUGUCCUGAGAGAAACAAAGCAGCAUUCUCCCUGUUUGGGGUGGAAUCACCAGUUGGUUGUGAGUGGAAGCUUUAAUCCUUUGCGGCAUCGCCUGCAGGACAGCAGUUGAAGCUGCGUGACGUUGCACCAUGUCGAUGUCGCCGGAUGCUGGUGUUUGUUUUAAUGGGACUCCUUCAUGUCAGGAUCAGUGAAGAGAAGCAGCACCAGUUUCAUUUGGGUUACAGAUGGACUGUCCCGCUGGCCCCCAUGUUUCAUCCCUGUCAUCAUGACCUUUUCAGUACCAAGCUUUAAUGUAUUACACUCUAUUCACAUUCAUCACCUGAAAUAUGCACCUCAGUUGCUCGGUAAAUUAGUGUUAACUUUACAUCAGACUGGUCUUUCUGUGCACAACGUUGUUAUUACUGAGGCAAAAAAUAUCCACCUUGAAAAGCCUUUUUGUAACGUCAUGCUAUUAGCUUGAUGUAAAAAAGUGCUAAGUCACCUCUGAGAGCUUUGUUCCACCCAAAUGCAAAAAAGCAGAAAAGCUUAGGCGACUGUUUUACCCCACUUUUAAGGGCUGCAUGCUGCUGCUGACACAAAAAACUAAAACCUGUGCAUGCUGUGAUCAUCCCCCCCAGUACAUAUGGCAGCUGUAAGGUAAAAUAUUAUAAAAAUACUGUUUCCACUGUUUCCUGUUAUGCAUAUUAACACCCAGUGAACAAAAAACCCUGAAAAAAUGUCAGUUUUUUACUUGAUGCUGUCAGUCACUGUAACCUUUUUCAGAUUUAUGAAUCAAUAAAGUUGUAGAUGAGA